Messenger RNA from Chara braunii, 495 nucleotides. Lineage: Eukaryota; Viridiplantae; Streptophyta; Charophyceae; Charales; Characeae. The record is from the annotation of a GenBank genome assembly.
GAAGAGGAGCGGGAGGAGGAGGAGGAGGAGGAGGAGGAGGAGAAGGGAGAGGAAGAGGAGGAGGAGGAGGAGGAGCAGGAAGAGGAGGGGGAGAAGCAGGGUGAGGAAGAGGAAGAGUAUGAGCAGGAAGAGGAAGAGGAGGAGCAGCAGCAGGAAGAGGAAGAGGAGGAGCAGCAGCAAGAGGAAGAGGAAGAGGAGGAGCAGCAGCAAGAGGAAGAGGAAGAGGAGGAGGAAGGGGAGGAGGAGGAGGAGGAAGGGGAGGAGGAGGAGGAGGAGGAGGAGGAGGAAGAGGGAGAGAUGGGGAGAGAGAAAGAGAGAGAGCCUUCAAGUUCACCUCCAUGGGAAUGUAGCAGUACUUGCUGUUGACAGGUCCAGUGAUGAAUCCAGUGAAUCCGGUCAUGACCCCAUGGAUGGCGUUGUGCGCUAGCAUUGUACAAUACACAGUAUCUGAUGCAUUGCUCGGCACUGCCCGCACCAUAUAUGUUGGGUCUGCAG